AUGGAUACAGCCAACUGUCCGGCGAUGGAGACUGCCGCCUGUAGCAGUAGAGGCUGCGGCUCCGGUCGUGGCACUACGAAGACGAGGAUUGAUUCUGGGAUCCUUCAGCAGCACAGGUUCAAUGGUUGUACCUUCGCGCAUGGGAUUGAAGAGUUGCGCGAACGCCCGCAACUAAGCAAAACUCGCAUCUGCGAAAAAUGGCGGCAGGGAUUGUGCGAGCACGUCAACUCCGAGGAUUGCAAGUUUGCUCACGGAAAGGAAGACUUGAGAAUUGCGAAGCCUGGAAUUUGCGACCUUCACAGACAAGGUAGGUUACAGACGGUUGCUUGCCUUUCACUGCCUUUUGUUUCUGGUUGUCUAGACAGUAACUCAUACGGCGAACCGCGUACACGCGAUAUCAGUUUCAGUUACGGCGGUCUUAUGUCUGACCAGGUCAGAUCAGGGAGACUGUAG
Neospora caninum is the source of this 453-nucleotide messenger RNA. RefSeq lists its product as uncharacterized. Lineage: Eukaryota; Apicomplexa; Conoidasida; Eucoccidiorida; Sarcocystidae. The transcript has 2 exons. The record is from RefSeq and is a predicted model, not a curated record. Gene Ontology annotation, molecular function: metal ion binding. The coding region runs from base 1 to 453 and encodes 150 amino acids.